ACCUCCCGUGGUUCACGGUCAUGAUGCAGUGGGGGUACUAAAAUAGUUUCCUGUUGUUGCCUCCCUUGACCCCAACACUGUCUUUCCUGGCAUAGCAGACCAUGAUGUGCCAUGGAAGUGGCCAGCAGCAAGUCUGGUUCCUAGGUGGAGGCACACAAGCAGCUCUGCAUGCUGUUCUUGGCCACAAACCCACCCACUCCCCAGUUCCCAUUGGGCAGGAAUUAGCCAGUGAGAGUGUGGAGGUAGUGCAUGGAGCCCAUGGUGCCAUCACUUAGGAGCCAGACCUCCUGCUGGCUGCUUAAGGCAUACAGCGUGGUCCACUGUGCAAGAAGAGGCAAAAGGCCUGCCGUGGCACCCUCACUAGUCACCUGCUGCCCCUGCAGCAAGGGGACCCACAGCAAUCCACUGUUGAGUUGCAAGCCAAGGUUUCUGAGGGGGAGACUGCAGAUUUAUAUUUUUUAAAUAAAAAAAACUCAUCUUAAAAUGAGAUAGCAUGGACUUUCCUUCUCCAUAUACUAACAUGAUCUACGUGACAGGUUCAACGAAAAAGUUGUUGGGGGACCAGGAAGUGUGUUUGUGUGGGGGAGAGAUGAGGAAAGACCUUAAGAAAGAAGGUUGUAAAUUUUAAUCGAAUUAAGACUAGAAAUAAGGAUGAGCUGUUUCAAAAUUGAUUUUUAGCUGAAGUCAGUAAUUGGCAAUUAUAUCACUUAUUUGCUAAAGGAUAUAAAAAAGUCCAGUGUUAAAGGUUGGAACCAACAAGUGGGGCUUAGCACCCCCAGCUUCUCCUGUUUGUAAAGGGUUUCUUCAGCAUGUGGAAUAGUAUUGAAUUUCUGACAAAUGAUGAUACAUGCAGUGGACAACUGAACAUAGAUUCAAGACAAGAAUGUGGAACUGCCUUGUACCAAGAGGAUAGGCUAGUUAAAAUUUCUUCUGAAAAGGUCCUAUUUAAUCCAAAGCUAUGUGCAUGCAACUCAGAUGAUACCUGUAUUAUUGUGGCUGACAGAUCAGUGAUACUUCUUGAUAGUGUUUGCCAGUCUUUUCAGAUGAACGUUCAGUUUGAUACUGACGUGGAUGUGGUUGGUUUGUGUCAAAAAGGACAAUUUCUUGUGGUCGGUGAGCAAAGUGGCAGCCUACAUCUUAUUCAUGUGCCAUCAAAGCAAACUUUAUUAACUAAUGUUUUGGUUCAGAAAUCUCCAGAUGAAAAGACUUAUCUAAAUCUUCUUAUUGAAAAAGAUACUGCAGAUGAAGGAAUCUAUCAUAUGUUCAUUCUCACAAGCAAUGGAUUCUUUUGCAUUAUGUGCCUCCCACUUGCAAAAAUUCAGGAAGCAAUUGACAAGAUGGACAUGAUUACAGCAAAGAAGUUACAAGGAAAGAUCGUGACUACUUAUAUUUCUACAAAGGAUUAUCACACUCUUGGCUGUCUGAAUUUUGUGAUUAGAGGUAAAGGUGACUGUGUGCUCUCGAGAUGGGAGGUGGCUCCUAGUAAAAACCAGAUAUCUGUUCAAAGUUUUGCUGAUUCCAGUAUGAUUAAAGGUGCAGUGAAACUUCAGGUCCUGGACAACUUGUUGUUUAUCUUGAAUGAAGAAAAUAUUUUGAGCAUGUGGAAUGUUUAUUCUCUUACCUUGGUUUGGGAUUGGCCCUUAGUUCAUAUUGAAGAAUUUCUCCUAACUACAGAAUCAGCAUCUUCAGUUGAACGACAGGGGAUUGCCAGCCUUAAACUAAUAACCUUGACAAUAUCUGAUAACAAACAGAUGAGAAACCUCAUGGUAUUUUCACUACCUGCAAUGAAUCAGCUUUAUUCUAUGGAUGUAUCUGGUGUUUCUUCACUAGUUCAAAGUGAAAUCAGUACGGGUACAGUAUACUUUUUAGAAGGAAUUAAUGAAACUCACCAAAAAUCCCCUGAAAACCCAGUGUCUGUUUUGGUACUGAAAAGUUUAACAGAAGCCUUGCCAGAAAACAGAUUAAGUCGCUUACUUCAUAAGCACAAGUUUACCGAAGCUGAGAAUUUUGCUAUUCAGCUUGGACUAGAUGUUGAGCUUGUUUACAAGAUAAAAGCAAGUGCUAUACUAGAAAAACUGGCUUCAGCUUCCAUCGGGAGUUAUGAUCAAAUGGACUGGUUAGACCUCGUGGCUGAAGCUAAAGAAAAUUUACAUAAAAUACAGGAUACCCAUUUUAUUGUGGAUUACUGCGUAAAUGCUUCAUGGCCAUCAUAUGAAACAACUCAGGAAAUGUUAAGCUACGCUAAAAUCAGAAUCUUGAAGAGAGAUGACAAAAUGAUUGCUUCCUUAGCUGAUGGGCUUCAAGGGUCCAUAACAGAAAUACUGAGAGCUCAAGCAAGGCUAACUACCUUCUAUGGCGCCUUUGGACCAGAGAAAUUCAGUGGAAUUGCUUGGACUGAAUUCUUGAAUAAUGAAGAUAUUUUCGAGAGCAUCCUUUUUCACUUACAAGAAGGCAAUCUCCCUUGUGCACAAUACCUCUGGCUUAGGCAUCAGGCAGAUUUUGAAAGCAGCUUUGACAUGAAAAUGCUGGAGGAUCUACUUGACAGAAUUUGUGCCACCAUUCCUAUAAAACAACUGUGUCUGUGGUUUAAAAAUGUUGUGAUUCCUUUUGUAAGGAAGGUUGUGCCAAAAGGACAGAAAAUAUUAGCAAAAUGGCUGGAACAAGGAGCUCGAAACCUCGAAUUAACUGACAAGGCAAACUGGCCAGAAAAUGGACUUCAAAUGGCACAGAUGUUUUUUACUAGUAAAAGUCCAGUUGAAUCUUCCUGGCACUGGAUUCUUUUGAAGUGUGAUUGUGAAGAGGUACAUCGGUUAAAGAAGCUGGUGAAUGAUUUACAAGACUUGGUAGAGCUCUACAGAAAAUACAACUGCAGUCUAUCACUCUGUGAUUUUGAAAAGGAAAAUGCAAGUACAAUAGUAUUUCGCAUGAUUGAUAAAGUUUUGGCACCAGAACUCAUUCCGUCCAUUUUGGAGAAAUUUAUAAAACCAUACAUACAUGAACAUAAAUUACAACAGGAUGAACUUCUCUUGCAGUAUAUAAAGGACUUGCUAGAACGCUAUCGUACACGGUCUACAUCAGUUUUUGAAUCUCCGUGGGAGGCAAAAGCAAUAGCUGUCGUUGGCUGCAUAUCUGAUAUAGAUCUGAUAUUUGAUGCAGUACUGCAGAUCAUGAAUAGUGCUCUGGUGCCUUGGAGCGCAGCAGUCGAGCAGCUGGUGAAGCAGCAUUUGGAAAUGAACCAUGUCAAAGUGAAGUUAUUGCAGGAAAGUUACACGCUAAUGGAGAUGAAAACACUGUUACGGGGAUAUGGAAUAAGAGACACUAAUCUUUUAAAGGACAAACAUAUGAUAAUGAGACUGGUGAAAUACAUCCUUACACAAGAUACCCCUUCUUCUUUGGCAGAUGCUUUGAAAAUGGCCGCAGCAUAUAUAUUACCAACUGUGGAAGUCUAUAUUUUGAAGAUGGUGGACCUGAUUCAGCAAGAUAGGGGAGAGGAAUCUCUAAGCUUACUAAAAUCUCUGCCGUUUGCUGAAUCUGAGGAAGUUGCAGAGAGAUUGUGUAUAUGGGCAAGACUGGUAUUACAGAAUGUAACAGAUAAUUCUGAAGAGCGCAAAACACAAAUGUGUAUAACAAAGUCACUUGUGGCAGUUCUUAAAUUCCUGCUUAGCAUUCAGAAAGAAAAUCCUCUGAAGGAAGAUGAAUGCAAAGCAAACUUAAAAAUGUUUGAAUCGCUUGCUAGCCUGCAGGAGGAUUUUGAUAUCUUUAUUUCAGUCAAGGAUUAUGGGAAUCGUUCAUUGAUAUCUCAGCUUCUUGAAGAACAAAUAAAAGCCUAUGAAAAUAUCGAGUCCAUGGCAAAAUCUAGAGAUGUGCAAGCAAUGAAUUCUGAAGAUGAUAGUAAAACAAAGAACUGUUCCAUUGAAUUAAGACUUUACAAACUAGGUUUGCUUCUGCAAAUGACAGAGCAAGAGUUGGGGGCAAUGCUGGCACUGAGAUCAUUAGAUGCUGGAAAAAUUGAAGAGGCAAUAAAGAUAUGCAGCGAUUUAUAUGAAAACUACUGUAAUGAAGAAACAGGGAAGUUGCUAUUUUUAUCUUGUCAAAAACUUUGUCAUAUGUUGGGAGCCAGUGUUCCAAAGAUCACAGCUAAAGGACUGAAUUUUCCAGCUGUGAUACAUGAGAUGGCAUGCCAAGCAGCUACAAUAUGCAGUCCAGAUAUGUUGUUAGAUUCUCUGGAGCUAUGUAAAUAUACAUUGGCUGUCAAGGAAAUAUACAGGCAAUGCCAUAUAGAAAACCGUGGAUUUAUAUCAAAGGCGGCAUCUUUUGGAGCUGAUAAGGAUCCUUAUGAAGAAUGGACCUGUGAUGAUUUCUUUAGUGAAGAUGGAAUAGUCCUUGAUUCACUGGUGCUCUCAGUUGCAUAUGCAACUAUUUCUUCCCUUUUGCCUCUUGCAGAUACAAAGAGGUAUCCUUUGGAUUCCAUAAGCUUGGCAAACUGUCCAUUUAUUCCAGGACAGAAUCUUCUGGUGCCAGUCAAAAAGCCCAUUUCUGCACUGUUCCAGAACCUAAUGGAGUGCAGUCAGUAUGAGUUAGCCUUGCAGCUAACCUUUUGUCUGUUUGGAUCCUGUGUUCAGCACUGUGUAUCAAGCAACAUGGAUAUAUGUCUGAGUGAGAAGUGGACAAAUUGUUCCACACUAAAAGUAGUAAUUUGUAAAAGUGCUUUUUUAAAAACUCUGAAAACUUACUUUCUUGUCUGCCCUAAAAUGCUAACUGAUGCUAAAAGCUUUCUUACUGCUUUGAAAAAAAAAUCCUCUUCAGUGAUUGUGACUACUGUCAGGUCCUUAUUACACAAGGUUUUCAACUGUCAUCCGGUAGAUCGUAACCUGGCACUGGGUUACUGUACAAUUUUGCCCAAGGAAGAUAUGUUUGAAAAAUUGUGGAAUGCCAUAAACCACGCAAGGCAAAAUUACGAUAAAAUUCUGGCAUUAGCUCUGGUUGGAGCGCAGCUUGCUAGUCACUAUAGUGAAGCAGUAGAGAGACACAAAUUUGAGGAAUUAAUUAUUGAUGCAGAGUGGGGUAUCCAACUUCACAAACUUGGUAUUUCUUUCCAGACUGCAUUUAGGCAGCCAUCAGUAAGAAAGAAACAACUCAUAAGAACUAUGGUACAAAAUCUGAAUGUAGACACAGACCUGGUAUUGAAAUAUUGCAGAACUUUCAUGUUGGACACUGAUGCAGCGCUGCAGGUUUUCAUUGAAACACUCCUUCUCCAUAAUGCCAAGGCAGAUCAAAUUGAACGAGAGUCUAGAGGAACUAUUGUAAAGCAGCCUCAUUCCAUACUAUUGGCUAAAUCAUUAAAAAUAAUUCCUUUGCUGAAAGGAACAAAAUACCUAGUCAUUAGCCUCAGUGGAAUACUGCACAAGCUUGAUCCAUAUGAUUAUGAAACUAUAGAAAACAUACUGAGUGUGAUACAAAAAGCUGAUGAAAAAGUCACAAAUAUCCCCAUUAACCAGGCUCUGAGCUUAUUGAAACACCUGAAAUCCUUUAAAAGAACUUCCCCUCCUGUGGAUCUGGAACACCAAUAUAUUUUAGAGAAUGCGAUUUCCUUAUCUCCAGCUGCACAAACAAGGCUGCCUUUUCAUUUAAUAUUCUUUAGAACCAAGCAAUGUUUCUGGAGUAUUAUAUCUGCAGAGCUCAGUGAAGAGUCCUUCCCAACUAUUCUCUUGAUUUCCAAACUAAUGAAGGUUUCACUGGAUACCCUAUACAUGUCUGCAGCCAGGCAUGUCUUUGAAAAGAAAUUGAAGCCAAAAAUAAUUGAAUUGAAAAAUGCUGGAUGUUCUUCAGUGAUUAACAAGGAAACUGCCAAAACUGUGGAAACCAUUCAGUCCUACCUGUUAUCUAUAGUAAAUCCAGAAUGGGCUGCAGCUAUUGCUUACAAGUUUGCACAAGAACUUCCAACAGGGCCUGACCAGAUUCAGGCAUUGAAAUUCUGUCUCUGUUUAGCUGGGAAAUGGCUAAUGAACACUACAACCAAGGAAGAAUCACAUGAUAAAGCUGAAGUACUGCUGAGGAAGUUACGUAUGCAGUACCAGAGGUCAGCCACAGAAACUGUACUAAUAGCCCACAAAUUAAAUACUGCAGACCAUCUGAAACUUACUGGAAUGCCAGCAGAUCUUGUUGUUUUACUCUAUGAGCACAGCAGUAUAAACCAAAGGAUUCAAAAUCCAACUGGCAGAGACUAUCCAGAUAUUCAUGCAGCAAUAAAAGAAAUAGCUGAAAUUAACAACUUGGAUAUGAACAAAAUCUCUCAUAAACUGCUAGAAAAAUGGCUGUAUCUUAGUAGAUCAUCAGAUAAAACUCAGAUCUUUGAAGAUGGAGAGGAAGAUGAAGAACUCAGGAAAGUUAUAUAUCUACUUCAACAAUGGCCAGUGGAUUACAGCUCAAGAGUGCUUUUUGCAAUUACAACAUCUUCCACAUCCGUAAGUUUAGAGACUAUUUUUAAAAAAACAUUUAAAGUGAUUUCAUCUUUAUUAUACUUUAAUAAAUCUGUUUUUAAAGUGGUAUUAAAUAUGAGGUUUUAUUGCUUAGUUUAGCAUUGUGAUGUAGUG
Messenger RNA from Pelodiscus sinensis (Chinese soft-shelled turtle), 6593 nucleotides. The record is from RefSeq and is a predicted model, not a curated record. NCBI's taxonomy places the organism in Eukaryota, Metazoa, Chordata, Testudines, Trionychidae.